Messenger RNA from Impatiens glandulifera, 894 nucleotides. RefSeq lists its product as uncharacterized. The transcript has a single exon. The record is from RefSeq and is a predicted model, not a curated record. NCBI's taxonomy places the organism in Eukaryota, Viridiplantae, Streptophyta, Magnoliopsida, Ericales, Balsaminaceae. The coding region runs from base 1 to 894 and encodes 297 amino acids.
AUGGAGUUUUUGAGAGAUGUUCAACUACUUGUAUCGAGCGGUGGUCUUCUUUUUUGUAGAACUUCCCGAGAGAGACCCGAUCAUGUCGAACCUUUUGUGGUCAUUAACCCGGCCACUGGAAUGAAGGUUGAAGUAUCUGCACCUUCUGGUUUGUCAAGAGUAGAAAGAGAUAAUAGUUUAAAGGUUGUGUUCAACCAUAAUAAUAAUGGCGAUCCUUUUCUUAUGAUUAUUAUGAUAGAUAAUGAUGGUUGGAAUGCAAUAUAUAAGUUAAUGGUAUACUCCUUUGAAGAAAAGAAGUGGAGAGGGAAGAGUCAACGAGGUAUUGAUAUUGGAGGAAGAAAUUUAAUGGUGGAAAAUCAUGUGUUCUUCGGUGAUUGCAUUUAUAUUUUGUCGGACUUUGAUUGUUAUUAUUUCACACAUAAGAGUGAAUAUUUUCUCCCUUACAUCUUGUGUUAUAACGUAGAAAAGGAAAAAACACAAUUUUUGAGAUUACCGAAGCAGGCCAAUGAAGGGCGAAACCACAGUACUUAUCAAGUCAACAUCUUUCUAUGGAACGAGUGCAAGACAAUGUGUCUGGUUAAGUUUUGUAAAGGCCAAUUCACAAUAUGGGUAUGGAAUAAAAAAGGUGAGAAACAACAGUGGGUUCAGAUUUUGAGGAAGACACUCUCGGAUAUUGGAUUACUAUCUCAUGUUGAUGUUGUCGGUUUUACAGUAAUGAAUGGAAAGACGUUGGUUAUUGUAAUGGAAAACAAAAAGGUUUACUCUUACAAUCUGGUGAGUGAUGGUACGGCGACUCUAAUAAGCAAUAACCAUAGAUGCAAGGGACGGAAUUUUACAAUGCAUUCGUACUCUAACACCUUGGCUCAAAUUCCAAAUGCUGUGCCGAUUUUCUAA